Ceutorhynchus assimilis (cabbage seed weevil) is the source of this 5614-nucleotide messenger RNA. The record is from the annotation of a GenBank genome assembly. Lineage: Eukaryota; Metazoa; Arthropoda; Insecta; Coleoptera; Curculionidae.
AAAAGCAUGUUAUUUUUCGCCUUGGCGUAGGCUGUUUAAACAGCUGCCGUAGCUAUGACGUCGGACAUGGUAAUACACCAAUAUGGCGGCGAUUACCAAAAACGAGGCCGAUAAGCAAUCCUUUGUUGUAGGUGUGUCAUAGAAGGUGUGUCAUCCUUAGUGCGCGUCUAGGUGCUGCCUGUGGCUCCCGUGCCAAAUCAAUCAAAUCAAGAACUGCAGCUGACGUCACAGCACUGGCGGACAGAUUGAAACAUUAGCCGAUUCGUCAAUCCUGUAGAGUUUAUGAUUGUGGAAUCGAACCCAAGGUUUCAAGGUUACUUGAAAGAGGUAACUUUCGUCAUAUUACAGAAAGUCAUAUUUAAAAAUUAUUGUUGAAGAUGGCUGACUUGCUAUCGGUUCCCCUGAAAAAACCAAGCGAUGUGGACAUUAUAACUCCAUUAAAAAAUUUAAUACAGUCGCGCUACAGUACGGCCGAUAAUCCCGAAAAUUGUGCUGAAGCAGUAAACGAAUUUUCCAAGCUCCGAAGCAAUGCUAUUUGGAAAGCCUUUGAAAAAUUUGAGAGUUCGCUGGAGAUUAUUUAUGGAUAUUAUGAUCAGUUGGUGGCUCUAGAGAGCAAGAUUCCAGCACAAGAGCUAACAGUACCUUUUAAAUGGAAAGAUGCUUUCGAUAAAGGAAACAUUUUCGGACAUAAAGCAAGUCUCACAAUUGCCUCUCUCAGCUUCGAAAAAGUUUGUAUUCUCUUCAACAUUGCUGCACUACAAAGUGCUGUGGCGAGUGCACAAAGUGUUGAGAAUGACGACGGACUUAAAUUGGCUGCCAAGUUAUUACAACAAGCAGCUGGCAUUUUUAGUCACUUGAAAUCAACUGUAAUGCUAGCUAUCCAACAAGAUCCUACUCCAGAUCUGAACCCUGAUACUUUGGGUGCUUUAUCUCAACUUAUGCUGGCUCAAGCCCAGGAAAUGUUUGUUCAUAAGGCCAUGCACGAUAACAUGAAAGAAUCAAUUGUUGCCAGACUAGCAGCUCAAGCUGAUGAAUUGUAUGCUGAAUGCCUAAGAACAUUCCAAAGGGAGAAUUUGAGAAACAUUUGGGAUAAAGAUUGGAUUUCUAUGAUUGGUGGAAAGCAAGCAGCGUUUUCAGCAGUUGCUGAACUCCAUCAAGCUCUUGUAUGCAAGGAAAAGAAAGCCAUUGGAGAAGAAAUAACCAGGUUGAGAGUGGCCAUUGAAAAAUUUAAAGCAGCUCAAUCAAGGUCUGGUAAAAGUUUGUUCAGUGAUCUGCUUAAUAAAGCAGAAAGGAAUUUGGCUGAGGUAGAGAAAGAUAAUGAUUUUAUCUACCACGAACGUGUCCCUGAUUACAAAUCAUUGGAGUUGAUUGGUAAGGCACCAUUGGCUAAAAUAUUACCGGUCCAAGAAAGAAUGUCGCAAGGGUUCAAAGAUCUUUUCACAAGUUUGGUUCCUGUAGCUGUCCAUCAAGCUCUGGCUUCAUAUGACUUGAGAAAAACUGAAAUAGUUAACACCGAAAUUACAAAAUUAAGAGAGUCAACUCAAGAACUUAAUGGAAUCCUUGCAAGCCUGAACCUACCAGCUGCUAUAGAAGUAACCGAUUCCAACACUGGUCUUCCACCAUCCAUUUUAGAAAAAGCUCAAAAUGUAUCAGGGCUGGGUGGUAUUUCUGCCUUGAGACAAAUGAUUGAAGAAUUACCAGAGUCACUUAAAAGAAACCAGGAUAUUUUAGAUGAAACUGACAGAAUUUUGAACGAAGAAAAGGCUGCAGAUGACUCUUUAAGGCAACAAUUCAAGGAAAGGUGGACUAGAACUCCUUCGGAUAAACUGACAGAAAUGUUUAGAUCCAAUGCUGCGAAAUAUAGACAGAUAAUUAAUAAUGCUGUUGAAGCAGACAAGUUGGUCCAAAACAAAUUUACCACCCACAAACCCAUGAUGGAACUUUUAAGUAAGUCACCUGCAGAAUUAGAGACAUCUCUACCAUCUGGCAAUGGCGGUAAUGUGGAAAAUUCUUCAUCAGUUGCCACUUUAAGAUCUCUGAUGGAAGAAGUUGAGACGAUUAAAGCUGAACGUGAUGCCAUAGAGUCAGAAUUGAAGAGUGCCACUACUGAUAUGAAAGAUAAAUUCCUGAUAGCUUUGUCCAAGGAUGGAGAAAUAAAUGAACCAGCCUUGUCUUAUCAGACCUUGGGCCAAACUUAUGGAUCAUUGCAGAAGCAAGUGGCUGAAAGUUUGGAAAGACAAAAAAGUUUGAUUGAUAGAAUCAGGGCUGCGCAUCAACAAUUUUCUGCUGAAAGAGGUUCAACCACAGGAGGUAGAGAAGCUAUGAUGUGUCAAUUAGCUGCCGCACACGACGUCUUUAGGGACCUGCUGAAUAAUUUAAAAGAAGGCACUAAGUUUUAUAAUGACUUGACACAAUUGUUGGUAACUUUCCAGAAUAAAGUGUCCGACUUCUGUUUUGCGCGAAAAACGGAAAAAGAGGAACUGCUGAAAGAUUUGACACAAGAAAGCAGUAGAUCUACACCAGCUGCACCACCAGCAACCCCGAGUUAUUACUCUGAUCCCAAACCAGCCAAUUCAAGUCCAACUGCAUCAGGAGGUUUAGCUCCUCAACCAGCCGCUCCAGGUCAGGUUCCACCUAAUCUUCCUUACCCUGUAUAUGUACAAGGUAUGCCAGUACCUUAUGGUACCCCUGGUGCUGCUGCUGCAGCCUACAAUACUUACGUAUCACCACCGAUGCCUCAAGGAUAUAAUCCUUAUGGAACUUGGCCAGGAAAUUACCAAAACUACCAAGCUGGCUACCCUCCAGGUACUUAUCCUCCUGGAACUUAUCCUCAACAACCUCCACAACAACCCCAGCAACCAGCUUACCGUCCUCCAUGGUAAAUGACAGACUGCAACUUGCAACUAAAAUAUUAGAUGAUAUGCUAUAAUAGUGCUUUGAUUAUUUUAUCAAAUUAGAAUUUAUCAAUAAUAUGUAUAUUCACUUAGAAUUUCAAGAUACAUACCUGAACUUUUUUUUCUGUAAUUGAAGAUGUAAGUAAUUUUUCAUUCUCCAUCCUAUGAAAGAAGAUUUUUUUUAUCUUGCAUAGGCGAGAGAAAGCGAAAGUGAAACUUAACUUAAUUUCACUUUCACUACUAGCAUGUUUCACUUUCUCAUGCCUAUUCACGAUUUUUGAAGGGGAAGAAUGAAAAUUUUAAUACAUUUCACGCUGCAAAAGCACUCUUAGGUGCUCGGAGAUAUUCAAAUAGCCUCGGCUGCACUUUGCUUCGCAGCUUGGAAUGUAAAUAACUAUUUUUAUUUAACAGUCUUAGUGGGAUUGAAACAAAGUGUCUUCUUUAGUGUUGUGAUAGAGAAAUGGGUAGACGAUUUGAAAUCGGAAAAGGCAUUAAAAAUAUUUGAGGUCAACUUGAACAGAUCUGACUGCUUUUCAUAAACUUAAUUUGAGUCUACAUGAAUAAAUAAUGAAUUUGAAUUAAUCAUCUUGAUUCAUUUCUUGGAGGAAUUAUUAUGAAAGAAAAUACAUUGGUUAUAUCCUAAGUAGGUAUUAUAAUAUAUUACUGUUUCUCUUAUUUAGGUAUUGUUGUAUGUAAUUGCGUUUAUAUUAUUGAAUUAUCUUUCUACAUAUUUUUAUAGCUAUUAAUUUAGAGGAAUUAAUAUUUUGUUAUAAUUAAAUAUUAUUUAAAAUUUUGGUUUUUAUUGAAGUACCUAUGAUACUAUGAGUAUGUUUAAGUUGUUAGUGUUUCGUCUUUAUUUUUAAGAAAAUUCGCGAUUAUACACUUGGUAUAAAAGCAUAAUUGUGAGGUUCGUGUGGCAUCAACCCUCAACCAAUUUCCGUAACCCCUAACUGAAAAUUAGCAUAAUCCGUAGGGCGCGUAUGAAGCAGGGCCCUGCAGGAGUAGCACUUACGAAAUCAUUGCAAAGUAAAAUUUACAGUCGACACCGCACUAUACAUUACGUAUUAGCCAACGCAUAACAGAAUGAAAAGACUGAAAAUCAAUUUUUUGGACAUUUUUCAUGUAUAAAUAUUGACUUGUAACAAUUCAAAAAUAUUCAUAGGGUUUUGCUUCUCGUAUUCAAUCAGGGUGGAAAUUUGAAAACUUGCAAUUGUUUUGGCAAUACGGAUGGUAAUAAAGUCCGCCACGUGAAAGUUAAAGGACCGAAAGGUUGAGAACCCCUGCACCCCGCCUUGUACCUCUUUGUCUAGUCAACAGGCUAUUUAGUAUUUCUCGAUUGUAUUAGUAAGCAUUUGCUUUUAGUGCAUGAAAAAAAUAUGUAGAGGCGUGAGUUUUUUGAAUUAUGGACAGAAAAUUUCCUUGAGAAAAGUCAGUAAAGCCUCUGCUGAUUCGAGUAUAUUUUGUGGUUGAGUGUAGUUCGCAUCAAUGACCUAUUAACACAGAUAGACAGAACAUCCCAUUGAUAAAAUAGCUUUGUUUUGGUUGACUACAUGUUUAUGGGCCAGGGGGGGUGAGCUGUGAGAGCGGCUAGGAGUAGGGAUUCAAAUGAUUCCGCCAACUCCGCCCCCAUUUUACUAUCGCAUACUUGGCAACUCUGAAAAUUAAACCAGAAUCAGUGCUACAAAAGUGUAUCUUUAUCCUUAUAUUUUACAUAAUUUUAGAAAAAGAUGUGGAUACACUCACUGCGCACUGAUUGACAAAUGGAAAUUGUCAUAAAAUACCUGCAGGUCUCAUUUUGACAUGACAAUCGAAUAGAAGCCGCUGAUUGGUGGAAAGGUGGAAUUCGAGGUGGGAUUUAUUUUUUUGCAGCGUUGCUAAUUUUCAUUGAAAAAUAAUCGCUUUCCACGUGUUAGAGAAAGAUACAAAAUAACACAAGGAUUAAUAAGUAGUGGGGAGAGAUGCGGUUCCUGGCAUGUAGUCAACCGAUAUUAUUGUUUAUUGUUCUGUCUAUCUGUGUUAAUAGGUCAUUGGUUCGCAUUCUAUGAAAGUUAAUUUAAGAACUAGACUCGAUAACACCAACCUAUCCUUUUACAAUAGUUGAAUCAAAAUCACAAAAUACUAUUCAGAUUGAUUUUAAAUGCCAAUUCCACGAGAUUCUGUGGUACAGUAUCUUGAUAGCAAAUGUAAAGCUCUUUGGGAUGCGGUGUAUAAAACAAACGCCUAAAAAAUCAACAAUUACAAUAAAAUGUGAACAGCACAAAGAAUUUACCCUAUAACCCAAUAGCUAAUCUUUGCUUUUUUAUUUGACUCUUUUUCAUCAUUGAACGGACACUCGAAUAACAUUCCAUACUCUUUAAUGGCAAUCAAGCUCUUGUUCAUUAAGGAUUUUGCUACGUCUUGUGCUGGCAAACUCUGAAAAAGUCACAAUGAGCCACUUUUUUUACAAUUACAAUAAAUAUACCUUAAAACGCAAAGUACUUUGAAAAAUACUAUGAAUAUUUUGGCAACAUCGCCGAAAGUUAUUUAGAAUCAACUGAUAAGUAUUUGAGUGUAAAUUACAAUCCAAUGGUGUAACCAACAAUCCUUCUGUGGUGUCCAGUUGGAGAAAAUUGAAUAAAACGUUAUACCGACCAGAAGUUAAUUGAAUUGGUGUGUAUUCGUCUGAAUCUGCCAAUAGUGACUGACGAAUUUCAGAUAGAUCGCAACUGCUGCUACUUAAU